Molecule: messenger RNA, 1854 nt
Organism: Pararge aegeria (speckled wood butterfly)
Lineage: Eukaryota; Metazoa; Arthropoda; Insecta; Lepidoptera; Nymphalidae
Gene: Rrp45
Product: exosome complex component RRP45
Exons: 7
Coding region: 99-1241 (380 amino acids)
Biological process (GO): U5 snRNA 3'-end processing; nuclear polyadenylation-dependent mRNA catabolic process; U1 snRNA 3'-end processing
Cellular component (GO): nuclear exosome (RNase complex); cytoplasmic exosome (RNase complex)
Source: RefSeq, a predicted model, not a curated record
GCACAGUCAGUUUGAAUUUACAAAUAUUGUUCUAACCUCAAUAUUGAAAAUAGAUUAAUUUUAUAAUAUUUAAUAUAUUAGGCAAUUACUCUUUUAAAAUGAGGGAACAGUUUUUAUCAAAUUGCGAAAAAAAUUUCAUAAAAAAAAUUAUUUUGGAAGGCCAUAGAUUGGAUGGUAGAAAUUAUGAUGAGAGUCGUAAACUAGAUAUUUGCUUUGGUUCCGAAUAUGGUAGCUGUAUUGUUUCUAUUGGGGAGACCAAGGUGUUAGCCCAGGUAUCAUGUGAGGUUGUCCAACCAAAGCAAAUAAGACCGAAUGAGGGAAUUCUGUACAUCAAUGUUGAGAUCAGUCCUAUGGCUGCACCACAGUUUGAGGCCAAUCGCCAAACUGAUCUCACAGUUUACCUAAAUAGAUUGCUUGAGAAAUGCUAUAAGGAUUCAAAAUGUAUUGAUCUUGAAUCUCUGUGUAUUGUUGUGGAGGAAAAGGUUUGGUCAUUAAGAGUUGAUUUAAAGAUUUUGAAUCACGAGGGUAACUUAAUAGAAUGUUCAAGCAUUGCCACAUUAGUUUCCUUAGCACAUUUCAAAAGACCUGAUGUGACUAGAAGUGGGGAAAGUGUCAUUAUACACACAUUAGCAGAGAAUGAUCCUAUACCCACAGUUUUAUAUCACUAUCCAGUGUGUUUGACUUUCGCUAUAUUUCAAAAUAAUGUACUAAUAUCAGACCCAAGUUAUAUCGAGGAGACAGUCUGCACAAGUACCACAGAAGAUGGAAACACUAUUGGAGGCCUUCUAGUCGUGGGCAUGAAUCAGUAUAAAGAAAUAUGUCUCUUAAACCACACUGAAGCUGCUAUUCACAACUCAAAUAUUGUACAUAGAGCCAUACAAAGUGCUGCCGAAAGAUCAAAAAGUGUGGUUGAUUUGAUCAAAGCGGAAAUUAUUAGAGACGACAAUUUAAGGCAAAAAAGGACUAAAAUAAACUUCUCAGACAUCAUUACUACUAACCACGUGCAAUCGCUGAGCAUGAAAGACCUGAAAAUAUGUCUCAAGAAUUAUAAUAUAAACGACAUAAAAAUGGAGGAAGAUAAUAGUCCAACUGAGAUUUUAGAUGACAGACAAGAUAUUAAACCUGAGAAGAGUAAAUAUGAUGUUGUGGCAUCGCUACCUCAAACGGCUGAAAUAAAAGCAAAGGAAGGGGCUUCAACGUGGAUUGAAAUAUCAUCAGAAUCUGAUGUGGAUUCUAGCUAAGUAAUAAGCCACCAUUUCGAUCGAUGGGGACAUACUUUACUAAAUCCUAAACAUAAGUUAUAAACCAUUAAGUGGUACGAAGACUUAAUAAUCAGACCGCAAAAACUGCAACAAUUUUGCCUUAAAAUGUGAACGACGCUGAAGAAAAUGUGUUCAUAUUAAUAUGUUUACGGGCAUUGUUAAUUCCUGGGGGCUUAAGCGGAAUCAAUCAAUCAAUCAAUCUAAAUAUUAAAAAUAUAUUCCGGUUUACACUCCCUGCUCAGCGGCACUCCAUAUAAGCAAAACAACAUUAUCUACCAUAAGAAAUAUCGUACAAACCUGAAUAGGAGCAUAACUUUUGCAAUUUGUAUCCAAAAAUGCCAUAAAACCUGUGCACAUCAAUAAGUGCACUGUGGCUGUAAUUUAUCGUAUAAAAAACACUGUUUUCAAGGUGUGGUGCUCGAAUAGACAGUAGAUACUGGGAGCAUUUACAAAGUUUGCGAGCCUUUGAUGCGCGCAAGUUUGUCAUGCGAGCAUUAAUUGUUCGUAAACAGAACAGUUUGGCGAGUAUACGUUAAAACAGAUUCCAAAAGUUGUGCUCGCUAAGAAUGUUUGGUAUGCGCAAUUCGCAAUU